AUGGGAGAGGCGGCCGGCACAGCAACAACUUCAAGCGAAGACGGGCCGCGGACGCAGGCUCAGCCUGAUCGUCCAGCCUACAUGGUUCAGGAACUCAUCCUAUUGAAGAGGCGACUGCUUCAUCAUUCUGAGAAGCAUGCAGCGUGGAGUCUGUAG
This is a messenger RNA of Colletotrichum abscissum, 156 nucleotides long. RefSeq lists its product as uncharacterized. Lineage: Eukaryota; Fungi; Ascomycota; Sordariomycetes; Glomerellales; Glomerellaceae. The transcript is spliced from 2 exons. The coding region runs from base 1 to 156 and encodes 51 amino acids. The record is from RefSeq and is a predicted model, not a curated record.